GCUACCACCAAACAGAUCUUCGUUAGGCUAGUACAAUGAUCUGGUGGUAGCACUGUUCGCCCAUCGUUUGGAAAGUAAAAAUCCUCUUCGGGGCAAGCCGAGCAACGCUUUUGCUGGUCCAUCGGAGCAGAGAGGAAGUUUUCGAACUUGAAGUUGAAAUUUGAAUGGGUACAAUUUCAUUCCAAAUUGUUUGAAUUCAUGUGAGGGAAAAUAAAAUAUUUGAAGCAAGCAGCCUUGUACAUGUGCGAUAACUCGAAACUGAGUGAUAGAAGUAAUUCGGAAAGCUAUGGCAUCGACGAUCUCUGAGGCAGUUCGUGUGCUGCCGUUCAAUGGAGUUCGUGCCGUGUUUGCGUAUGGAUCUGGCGUCUUUCGACAAAGCGCUACAGUGGAUGUGCGGAAGAACAUGCUGGACUUAGUACUAGUUGUAAAUGACUCCCAGACAUGGCACCAAGCCAAUCUGGAGAAGAACCCUCACCACUACUCCUUCAUCAAAUAUGCUGGGGCGGGAAACAUUUACACAUUGCAGCGGAAGUUCUCUGCUGGCUGCUACUGCAAUACCAUGUUGGAGCUUGCAGGACGCUCGGCUAAAUAUACUGUGGUGGAGAUGGAUGACCUGUGUGAGGACCUGGAGACCUGGAAAUACCUAUACAUUAGCGGCCGGCUUCACAAGCCAGUCAAGUUUGUGCUUCAUCCGCACCACAGUCACACACGGCUAUGUGCAGCGCUGUCAAAGAAUCUGCACUCGGCUGUUGCCGCAGCCAUUGUGCAACUGCCAGAGACGUUCUCGGCGCGCGACUUAUACCUGAAGAUAGCUGGCUUAUCAUAUCAGGGUGAUGUUCGUAUGUCGGUGGGAGGUGAGGAUCGAAAUAAGAUCGCCAAUGUCGUGGACAAUAAUAUAGAGCGGUUUGAACACCUUUACCGACCCGUGCUGGUCGAUUGGUUUGGCACAAAUGACAAUGUACAAUUUGACACGUUCACACAGGACAUCAGCCGGCAUAUGAGACACAAGCUGCUGAAGAGUCUGCCGCCAAGUGUCAUGGCCGCGAUGCUGCGUAGCAAGGGCAGAACAAUGGAUGAAACACUACUGCUGGCGGAGUUGUCCGAUGACCGGCUUAGAUGUGCUAAUGGUGUGCGCGAUGGGCUUGCCAGCAUUGUGGACAGAUCCAGCCGUAAGCAGAUGACCAAGAAUAUAGUCAGUGCUGGCAUCACCAAAUCCGUACUCUAUGCAUCACAGAAAGUCAAGAAAUACUGGGCUAGUAGUAGCAACAGCAGCAGCAGCAGCAAUGGUGGUGGUGGUAGUGGUAGUAGUGACAAGAAGGCCAGUUGAAGUCCUGCAGAGCGCUACCAUUCACCUGCAGCACCGGCAGGUCAUGUGACUGAGCUCAGGUGCUACUGCGAUGCAUGCGGGGCACAUGCAACCGGGCCCGCGUGGUGCUGACGUGUCUCCCAGAGAGCGCAUGAUUGGCCUUUUGGUGGGUUUGACUGGUGUGAGUAUGUGCAGUUUAUAGAUCUGAUGGGAGAUCAGCCAGGUCGUACAGCCUUGAAACACUUCCAACACUUGAUCACUUUGUUAGUGCAGUGCGCUUGUACUGUAUACAUGUAAUCCACAAUCCCACAGUCCGCUAUACUGAAACAAAUGGGUGCUUUUACGUACAGCGCCUAAUUUUGGAGGUGCUGGCACCUCUUAGCUGAAGAUUUUAUUUGUGUUAUGUUUGAGACUAGUUUUUAGAAUUUCAAUUCUCCACUGCAGAGAGUAUUGCUUCCUCACAGUACAAGUACAAUUUGAAGUACACGACUGCUAAACGGCAGAACAAAGCUCUCUAGUGAAACACUUUUACUGGUUAAAACCAUUGAGAAUCCGCGCGCACACUUGGUACACACGCCGGAGCAAACCUGUCAACUGUGCGUAUAUUCAGUUCUUCAGUUCCUAACUUACUCAAAUCAUUGCAUAGUGGUCGGUGCUGAGGAGUUUGGUUUGAACUCUUGGAGCAAACACGUUCUAGCCAGUGGCAUCACACCACUGCUUGGAGUGUGGACGCGUGUUCUGCUGAGAUGCUUCGUGCAGUGUUUUGCAUGCACUUCUUGUGGCAUGAUGAGUUUGAAAUCUGUACUAUUGGUUUGUUUCAGGCCCUCGUCUCAAAUACAAGCACGAGUUGCAGUUCAUUCACAGCAAUAAUCUGAAUUGUCAAUGUUGAUCCAUGACUUGCAAACAGUCUAUCGUGUGCAUCUUGACUUUGUUUCCCCUUGCAGUGGAAUGGGAA
Messenger RNA from Sycon ciliatum, 2261 nucleotides. RefSeq names its product phosphatidate cytidylyltransferase, mitochondrial-like. Gene Ontology annotation, molecular function: phosphatidate cytidylyltransferase activity. Gene Ontology annotation, cellular component: mitochondrion. The record is from RefSeq and is a predicted model, not a curated record. The coding region runs from base 287 to 1327 and encodes 346 amino acids. NCBI's taxonomy places the organism in Eukaryota, Metazoa, Porifera, Calcarea, Leucosolenida, Sycettidae. Gene Ontology annotation, biological process: CDP-diacylglycerol biosynthetic process; cardiolipin biosynthetic process. The transcript has a single exon.